Anopheles nili is the source of this 8856-nucleotide messenger RNA. Its product is annotated as small subunit processome component 20 homolog. The record is from RefSeq and is a predicted model, not a curated record. Bases 1 to 8712 code for a protein of 2903 amino acids. Gene Ontology annotation, cellular component: 90S preribosome; nucleolus; small-subunit processome. NCBI's taxonomy places the organism in Eukaryota, Metazoa, Arthropoda, Insecta, Diptera, Culicidae. The transcript has 5 exons.
AUGAAAAAUCGGCCUCUUAAACACAAAGCGUCCAACGCGUUCCGUUUCAAAUCGUUUCGUGAGCGUAUCAAAGAAAUCGACGUACGACGUGGUGCGCUAUAUCGAGUGGAAACCGACUAUGAGUUGCCUGAAGACGAGAAUGGUACCUUCUUUCAUCAAUGUCUAGUAAAAUGGUCCGUACAAAAUUUGACUGAUGAGUACACGUCCUACCAACGCGGAUUCAAGGAGUCUGUAACGCUGGCGCUGCUGUUGUUCAACAAGGAUGCGAUUGUCGGUCACUUAACCAAGUGUUUGGAAAAGGCCAGCGAUGAUGCGUUGCAACCAUUGCUAGAGCUUGUGGUAGCCUUCGCGAAGGACACGCGAAAAGAAUUUCGAGCAUAUUUUGCCGAUUUGUUCGAGGUGUUGGUAAAGUUUCUGUACUCAGAUAGCGCAGAUCGUGUCGAGUGGACUUUACUAUGCUUGGCGCAUAUAUUCAAAGCUCUCCGCAGCUUUUUGCGGAGCGAUUUCAAGCAAACCUUCGAACGAUUGCUGCCACUGCUGGACGAAAGGAAUAGUCCGCCGCAUGCUACAGACUUUGCAACGGAAUGCCUCGGAUAUUUGGCACGCGAUCUCAAAGACAAAGCACCGCUAGUAAAUCUGAUGCUGAAAAGUCAAAUGACUAACGAUGGAUACACGGUUUCUUGCGGAAGGAUACUCUUCGAGGUGCUACACGGCGUGCAGGAGCAUUUCCAUACAACGGCUAAGCAUACGCUGCAGCAGUUCUACGAUAUACUGGGAGAACUACCCGAAACGGAAGCCGAUCAUCUGCAAGAAAUUCUAACACAAACGAUAACUGAUGUUAUUGAACGUAUUCAACCGGAAGACAUGCCUACCUUUUGGGAUACAACGCGAGCCACAAUCGAUCGAAGCUUGACUGCAGCGAAAAGCGACGAAACACGAGUAGUUAAAUAUUUAUCGCGUUUAUUGCAGUUAAGUGGAAUAGUGCUGGAACAUCAAUAUGCACGGUUGCUUGGAGAUGCACUAUCUCCAACGGUAUCACAACUGAUCCGUUUACUGACGGCUUUCACCGCCCCGAGCAUAGAAUUCAACGAAACGAUCGUUAACCACAUCAUAGUACUGCUCCGUUCGAAACACAUUCGUCUAACCCAACUGGAAGCGAGUCGACUCACGAUGAACGUUUUGAUGAUGGACCAUCGUCCUCUUUACGAUCGGUUCAUCGAUGCCACGGUGCAUUGCGCAAUGUUUGAAGCAUUGAUAUGGCCGAACUUUAUCAAAACGGUUGAGCACGAUCCUGAUGAUGCGCGAGUUUGCUUUCUCGCUAGUUUGUUGCUCAAAAAGGCGCCCCUGUGUGGCAACGGGCUGCAGUUGAAUGAGUGGAAAUCCUUUCCGGUGAGUGUCGUUCCUGGCGGAAAGUUUGAGAGCUGCAUGAAAAAUAUUCUGUCGAUGCGAUUGCAACAAGUGGUUGGCAAUGUUGAGCUAUACUUAAGUGCCCUAAUAAUUUUACCUCACUUAGAAAACUAUCAGCCGUUACAACUCGCAAAAGAUGCAAUUGUUAGCUUUAUUAGCGAAGGUGCACGAUCGAUUGCAAACAAUAGUGUACCUCAUUCGAAACGAGGUAUGGCCGUAAAGAUAUGCCAGCUUAUUGCAAUAUCGGUAGAAACCAUCGUACAUCUCGCGGAUUGCGAAGGAAAGGUGUGCGUUGAACUGAUGGACCAGUUACUUCCCAUCGUAACGGCCCAUGACUGCCUUUUGCUAAAUAGUGUCCAUCUGCUCGUGGAGUAUACGAGUGAGAAUAAUUUCAAUCACCUACUUACGAAUGCUCGAUUCAAGCGCUUGCAGCCGUAUAUACAUCCGCUCAUAUCGUCGUACAACAGCACAGCAAGACAACUGGCCAGUGCUAUAUUAGCUCACUUUGCAGACCUGCCAGAGCUGGUCAGUUCCAUCGGACCACUGUACAAAACGUUGGCUCAGAUCGAACGCAUUGAAACGCAGAUCCACACAUAUCGAGAGCAGGUAAUUCUUUUUCAGAACCUCGCCUACGACGGUCAAUUGUGCCAGGAGGCGAUAAACGCUGCACGAACUGAGUGGAUCGAAACAGUGCUCCGCUAUAUGAUGUCCGUUUAUGCAGUUAAUUUCAAGCUAAUCUGGGAACCUGCCGGAACGGUGGUGCAAAGUUAUGCCGAUAAUUUGAACAAAAGCGAUGAGACAUUAUUUUGGAACGUGUUUCAAAGUAUGCUUACGAUGGCUGAGAAUAGUGUUCCUCAUCGUGAAACGCAACAAGAAGAAAUGGCACCUGAGAUUGAUGAUUCCGGUGCAAGGGAGAGCGAGUCCGACGACGACGAACCGCCGGUGCAAUCUCUGCUGCUUAAGGUGAUCGAAUGUUUCGCGAAAAAUCCAACAAUCGACUACAACAACGUGCGAGUACAACAGCUGCGAAUGCUUCAGCGAUGCGCUAAUUUUUGCCGCUCCAAGGGAGAUUGUAUUGUGGAGCGCUUCUUUGCCUUUCUUGAGGCAACACCAAACCAAACGAAACCAGCUUUAGCCGACGUGGAGGAAGAGACGCUGGAAGGAGACGGCGAUCUGACAGACGACCACGGCUCGACUAAAGAAAUAAGGCGAAAAAGCAGCAAAUCUGCCGGCAAAGGUACGCAGCAGGUGUUGCUGUGCUAUUUGAAGAUUUGCACCGAGCUUACGGGAAAAUCGGUGCGCAAACACGCUGCGCGCCUGUACAGUACCUAUGAAACUCUCGUAAGCAGCCGUCACGAAGAAAUUCAAAAGACGGCACUGUGUGGCAUCUUUGCGUUGGGAGGUUCCCAAUUAACCCCAUACAAGGACUUCAUUACUCGGCUAACGAACGAUAACACCUUGAAGCAAGCGUUGCUCUCAGUGUUCGUACCAUCGGAGGACAUCGAUGGCGAUGAGGAUGGCGGGUACGCGAGUGCCAGCGGAAGAACAAAAAUUGCGGAAGAACAUCGGCCAAAGGUGGUGCAGCUGGUGUUGAAAGUGCUCGAUGGGAGAAUCAAACAAAACCUUGGUAAUGGCGGUCCGGGAGGACAGCAUAGGGCGACGAUCCUGACGUUCUUCGGUCGACUGCGUGUAGAGGAACUGGAGAUGCUUCUUGCGCGCUGGUAUGACGCCUAUUUGCAACUGCUAAAAGAAACACCUCUCGAAACGGUUCGCUCAAUCAUGGAUGUCGCUAAGGACGAUGAUGGUGACGAGGGCGAUGAUGGUGAGAGCAUUUUUCCAACACCAACUCCGUUUAAAGUGAAGACACUUCUAAAUUUUCUGACACUGAUACAGACGGAAGUUGCCCCACUCAAGUCCGCGACUUUCGCCUCUAAGGUUAUGCAUUUAAAGAUCUGUUUCGAUUGCCUGUUGAUGCAAAUGGAACAAGCGAUCUACAAAAAGUAUAAAUCGCAAACUCUUUUGGCGCUGGUAGACGUUAUCGGUCAGUACGAUGGCAAUUACCACUGGACGGAGGACGAACUGAGUGCUAUCAUGCGCGUGCACGUGUGGCCCCAUUUGGCAAAUCUUUCUAGCGACAGUAUCCAUUCGCCGACGCCUCUUCUUAGGCUGCUGAUUUGCUGGAGUCAAAGCGAACGGUUGUAUGUUCUGCUAGAACGGCGUGAAAUCGAAAGCUCUGGAAGCAAUGCGAUGGAUGUAAAUGAUACGGACAAUUCGGAAUCGUUGACACCGCUCGACGCAAUGAUUUCUCUGUUGCGAGGCCCUCAAACAACAGGUGCCGUUUGUCAGGCCAUAUUUUCCGCCCUUGCGGCCAUGCUUGGUAGCGACGAACGGACCAAGUCCAAAGACAGUGUUGAAGAUAAGCAUUGGAGUACGGAAGUUACCUUUUAUUCGAUCGAUGGGUUGAACAAGCGUAGCCGGUUGCUGCUUCCAUACGUAAAGGAUUUACUGCAGUACAUUCGACAAACAGUAAAUCGCAAGAAAAGUAUAUCAAGCGAUCUUCUGGUUAUCCUGACAAGGUUGGCUGAAUCGGGCAUGAUCGUUGGAGAUCAGAAAGAUGAGGAACAGAUUGAAAGUAACUGCAUAUCCUUGUUGAACCUUCUGUUCCCCAUACUGACGAGGAGGGUGAAGGAAAGUGCGGAUGAUCGCCAGCGUGCGGGUGAGGAUAUUCGCCGCUUGCAUAUUAUUAUAAUGCGUCUGUUAAAGGACGUAAAGGACCCGAUACGCUAUCUCAAGCAAUUGGCAUUAUCGCUGCAGAAUGUAAAAGAUCGCGCGGCUCGAAAAAUUUUAUUCGAAAUAUUUGCCAGUCUCGCCACGUUUUCACCCGAAAUGCAAUUAAUCAGUAAUUUGGUGCAUGGCCUGAACGCUAUGGACAAACGCUGGAUCGAUCAACCGGACCAACCAGCCCGUACGGCGGCCUACCGAUCGAUCGACGUUCUGCUUUCGGCGACGGCACCGGAUGGACAACGAAUAACUGGCAACGUAGCGAUCGUGUUCCUGCACCAAGCCUUCCACGUGCUGCAGUACGAAAAGGACUUUACCGCGCGACAAAAUGCGUCCGAAUACGUGUGCAAAGUGAUACUGUACCUUGCCACGGUCAACGAUUGUCCCGGUGAGUUGCAGUACUGCCUCGACCGUAUCGUCCUGCAAGGCAUCGUCGAUGGGCUGAAAGUGAAGCGCUCGACUAGCGAACGGCGAAACGAGUCAAUCCAUCUGCUCGGAGAACUUUCACGGUUGGUCGGCAAACCCGGCGUGACAACGCAUCCACAAUGUCGCCUGUUUGCUGAACUGUGGCAUUUCACGGGCCAGGGAGAUGGUGCUGAACGAGACUUUUUCGAAAACAUCACACAUCUGCAAAGCUACAAACAUCGUAAGGCGAUGAAACGACUUGCCAUCAAGCUAGCGGACAUGGCCAAUUCCACGAGCUCAGGACACGAGGGCGUUAGCAGACCGUCAGCACGUACAACGGUACAGUUUUUGUUACCGAUUGUGUCGCACUACAUCUGUCAUGAUGAGUACAAAAAGCAGACAUCCCUGGUGGAGGAGGCCGGCAACUGCAUUAUAAAUCUAUGUCGCUUACUCCCGUGGAAAAGCUAUCACGGAGUGUUGCAGCAAUACUUACGAAGGCUGAAAUUUUCCUGGGAGUAUCAGAAGCAGUUGCUGCGAAUAGUAAUUGGCAUCAUGGAUGCGUUCCAUUUCAAUCUAUCGUCGGCAUCUGCAGCGACCGAGGAAACUAAUACUACGAACGCUGCCAACUCGCUGAUGCACAACAAACUGUCGCUAGAGAACGCAGAAGAGGCCACCAUAGCAGAAGUUGAACCUGAGUCAAACAACGAAACGAACGGUGGUGAUGCUGGUGAACAAACAAAUCCGCAGGACGAAAAGGUUGACGACGAAAACGGAGAUGACGAUGUAGUGAUAGAGGAUGUGCCGGAGGAUGUUCCACUAACUAAAGUCAACCCGGCAGACGAGCUACGGCUAGCGCGUGAGAUCGUUCACGAUAUAGCGAAAACCAUUAUUCCGAAUUUGUUAUCCUCGUUCAACUUUGCCACCGAAUCCCCGGUCACCGUGUCCAACGGAGCACCCCUCGACAAGAAGGCACGUUUUGAAAAGCAAAGAGGAGAAAUGCUGAAGCUACCGAUUGCCAUCGCGAUUGUAAAGCUGUUCAUGAAGCUUCCUCGGAAGGAGAUUGAACUGAACCUGCCCAAAUUGAUUAUCAAAGUAAUUACGUUCCUCAAAUCGCGCUUUAGAUUGGCCAGAGUGCAGGCACGGAAUACGCUCGCGCACAUUACGCUUGAGCUCGGGCCAUACUACAUUUCCUUUGUGCUGCAGAAUCUGCUGGCCAUGCUGAAACGUGGCUUCCAGCGACACGUGCUCACGUUUACCGUUCACACAAUUAUCGAGCGAGCGCAAACACAUCUGGCUACGGGUUCGGUGUUAGAGAACAUUUUGCAAACGGUGGUGCACCUUUGUACGGAGGACAUUUUCGGCCAACUGAUGGGUUUAAUGAACGGGACAACCAUCGAAGGAGGCUCGUUGAAGAAAAAUUCCAUGCCCGAGGCAAAGUCCAGCCGGAAACCGUAUCAAACACUGUACAUUCUUGCGAAAAACGUGCAAGAGCGGAUGCUGGUGGAUUUGUUUGCACCAUUCCGAGCGGUACUGAGCAAAUAUCGCACACAUCAGACAGUAUCUAAAGUGCAAGAUGCAUUCCACCAGCUUGCCGAGGGUAUUGUGGUGAAUAGUUCGCUCAGCUCGGAAUCGUUACUUAUGUUCAUCUACGGUAUGAUAUCGGGGCAAAUCUACAUGCAAUGUGCUGGUGGUGAAUCAAAAGAGGACGAUGGUGAAACGAGAGGACACCCCGACAAAACUAAGCGACAUCUUGGAAGCGUGACGAAGCCCGGCAGCAUCUAUCUGAUCCCAGACGAACCGAAACGAUACGGAUCCGCUGCCGCAUCCACCAACUUGGACCACGUUCUUGUGCAUGGCGAUGGAAACGAUCACGUCUUUCUCGAAUGUGGCCUCGAGCUGCUGCUGUGCUUCGUGAAACGCAAGCAAAGCGCAUCUCGUAUUGAGCAGGAUCAGGAGCAGCUUUUCCAGCAGCUAAUAAACCCCAUCGUGCCCGCAUUGGUGCAAUCUCUCGAUUCGAAACACUCGACCAUCAUCUGCCAUGCGAUCAACUGCUGCAGUAGCCUUCUAUCCACUCAGUGGGCAUUGAAAAGCUUCCAACAACCGGAAACGAUGAGCGCGAUCGUGAAAGCUUUGUUUGAUGUGCUGCACCGUUACAAUACCGUGGCGCUUGAUGUUAACAAUCCCAACUUUGCGAUGGUUCGCGCAAGUUUCAGGGCGAUCGUGGCAAUUCUCAAACACGCAAAGUCUUACAGUUUCACGCCCGAACAGCUACGUUUGCUGGUGAUGUACGUUGAACAGGAUCUGGCGGUCGGUGGAGGACGUCAGACAACGGCGUUUGUAUUGUUACGGUCAUUGCUUGGCCGUCGGUUUACUUUUGUAGAGCUACAUACCCUUAUGCAGAAGGUGUUUGAAAUUUGCAUCCGAUCAGAAAGCGACACUGUACGUGCCGAAUGUCGUCAAAACAUAGUUGAUUACAUAAUGAAUUUCCCCGUCAUUAAAAAAGUUCAAAAUCACGUGCUGUUUUUCGUCGACCAGCUGCAAUACGAUGUAAUGUCCGGCAGAGAAUCCGCAUGUGUUUUAUUGAAAACACUUUUCCAAAAGUUGCCUAAGCAAACCGUUGAACAUAACUAUAGCUCCUAUUUCUUUGCACUCGGCGUUCGACUGGUGAACGAAGAUGCUGCCGAGAUUCGAUCACUCGUAGCCGACUGCAUCGAAACGCUUUUAUCGCGUUUGGAAGCUAAAGAAAAAAGCGAUUUGGUGAAAAUCAUCCAAGAAAUGCUUAACGAUCAAUCACGAAAGCAUUGUGAACUCGCAACGCAACUAUUGCUACGCAUCAUCCGAAGCGAGCCAUCGGCAGGAUUUAUCAGCACCUGGUUGCCAGAAACACUGCCUUCCUUACUGCGAAAUCUGGUUCCAUCUGCUAAAGGGGACAACCGAAGCACAGCAGGACAAUUUGUCAAGCCCGUCGCAUCGGUCACGACUCUACUGAGUACGGAUCCAAGCGGUGACCAUUUGAUCAUACAAACGUUGAACAUGUUUGCCGAGCUGUUGCGCCUACAUCCCACAAUGCAUACCGACCAAAAGUACACCGAAACGAUGGAUGCGUUGGCGUACACCGCGCAAUCUCUGUUGGGCAGCGGCCAUCAGUGGAUUCGCCUGGGAGCAAUGAAGUUAUUGUAUCAAAUAAUGAACGAGCUGGAUUUCGAAGCCAUACACGAGCGCAUUCGGGUCGUUAGCGAGCGUCACAAUGGGAAACAAUCGGUGAAUGAUGGCGAAAUGGACGAAGAAAAUGAUGAGUGUGAUACGGUCGCUCAAGGGAAACAAUUUUUGUAUCAGUCGCCAUUGCGCGACUGUAAAACACUGACGCUGGAUCUUUGCGCGCAGUUAACGCCCAAUGGAACCAUGGUAAACGACAGCGACGAUGAGGCUGCAGGACUUGUCACGCAGAUCCUGUUUCUGGUAGCGAAUGUGUUACGCGCGGUUCCGCUGAACGACGAUAAAGUGACUUCCAAAAAAAUCAACCUUAGCUGGCUCAUCCGCAGGGUACGGUAUAUAAUGCAGAGCGAGAUUGUAAAAACGCCUCACCUAUUUAUAUUGCGAAAACAUGCACUGCAUUGGAUGUCAUCGGUAGUAGCCAUGUUGGAUCAGGAUGUGCUGCUGAAGUUGGCCCCAUCACUGCUGAUACCAGCUAUUCGGGAGCUUACCGCGCAGGACAUCGCGGGUGAGCGAUCUGGAAAGGAUCCUUUAAAGGUGACGCUCCGUAAAGUAGCUACCAAGCUUAGCAAGGACAUCAGCAUGCGACUGGGUGUAGAUCAGUACGACAAAAUGCGCAACGCCAUCGAAGAAUCUCUGCGGCGAAAGCGCACCGAUCGGCGUGUGCGUUUGGCGCAGGAAAAGAUCAAUCAACCCAUCAUGGCGGCCCGGCGCAAGGAGGCCAAGAAGACACGCACCAAGGUGGCGAAAAAGCGCAAAGUUCAAAGCCGCGAGGAUAUGAUGGAAGUAAACGGAAAGGCUGACGAUGGUGGAUUCCUGCUGGGAAUGAAGCGCCGUGCUAGUUCUGCACCCAAAAAAGGCUUCCCGAAGAAACGCCGCAACAUGGAAGCAAUGUUUAGGGAAUAAACGACAGUUGCGUACUCUCUCGACAUCAUUUUCCGUUUGUUUCACAUGUUUUAGGCGGGAGCAUACGUUUCUGCCAUAAUUUGUGAAAUCCUCGCGUGGAAUGAUGCAUUCCAUGUGCUUUUGUACUAUACAAUUGUUAUGAAA